Messenger RNA from Papaver somniferum (opium poppy), 560 nucleotides. RefSeq lists its product as uncharacterized. Lineage: Eukaryota; Viridiplantae; Streptophyta; Magnoliopsida; Ranunculales; Papaveraceae. The transcript has 2 exons. The record is from RefSeq and is a predicted model, not a curated record. Bases 144 to 491 code for a protein of 115 amino acids.
GUUUCUUAUAUGUAUUUGUACGCCUUCUUCUGUAUUUUUCUUUGAUCACAAAUUUUUUCGAAGUUUUUGAUGAUAUAUUUUCUCAUUUUAACCAUGACCGUCGUAGACUUGGAGCCAUACAUGGUGACAGUUGCACCAAGCAGAUGGGUAGGCAGCGCAGGGGGGGUUCACCCAUGCCUAUAUGUGACCCUGUAAGAAACUUGAUGAGACAACAGGAUUUGAUAUGCAACUUGGGCACCAAAGAGAAGGUUGAAUAUGUUAAUCUAUGUUUCAGGUGGAUCAAAGUUGACAGCAAAGAGGUGUCAGGCGUGGAUGCCAAGUUUUUCAUUGCAUUGUCAGUCCGCUAUCUGCGUAUGCAUGUCGUAAGAACCUUUUAUUUAUCCGCCGGAUAUGAUUUGGAUCGGGUCAUUAUUGAGGUUGCUAAGAGAGACUCUUGCAUGGAUAAACUAAAUAAUCCUUACGGAGUAACAUCUACUAUUACCACAGAAUAGUAAUAGCAGGAGUAGUCAACAACAUCACCUGCAAAGGAAAUGUAAAACAGUAAAACACCCAUUGAUCAU